AGAACAAGGUAACAUUUGCACCAAAAUCAAAACUUGAGACAUAUCUCCAGAGUCUAGAAUGACUAACAUGUCGUCAAUGUCAGUUUCAGUCCCCAAUAUGUCUAAUUUUCAGCCAACGAAGGCUUGGAGGCCGUUAGCUUGGACUGAUGAGAAGAUCCUGGAGAAAGUUUACGUAACCCACGUCCUCACCGCUGAGAAGCACGAUGUGGAAUCGCUUUUCAAUGUUACUUCAAACAUUAUCAGGCGUUCCGCCGCAGUUGCUGACAGUGUUACAGGCACAGCUAAGACUAGUACACCUGUUGGUCUUAUAGAAGACAAGGCUCCCUUACCCAAUUUUGAUCCACCGCUCCGUAAACUGAAGCAAAUUGCUUCUCAGAUGAUGAACACACCUCAGGGUGAGCAUCAUGCUCAUGAGACAACAAUGUCGAUACUGGAACAGCUUAAAAGCCAUAGUUGGGAUGGAAAAGCAAUAUUUGCUCUGGCUGCUUUUGCUUUGGAAUAUGGGAAUUUCUGGCACCUUGUCCAGGUUCCUAGUGGAGAUCAACUUGGAAGAUCAUUAGCACAGAUGAAUCGAGUUCAAACCAUCGAAAGGAAUAGGCAAGCUAUUGCUGAUCAUAAUACUUUGGUCAAGAACGUGUUGUUGGUCGUUGAGUGUAUCACUGAGCUGGAGAGGCUGUUCGCCAAAGUUUAUGACACAAAGGAUGUGCCAGCAUUGACAGAAGCCAUGCAAGAGAUCCCUGUUGCUGUCUACUGGGCAAUCAUCACCACUGUAGUUUGUGCUAAUCAUCUUGAUCUCCUCACCGGUGGUGAUUCGGAGGACAGAUAUGAAAUAUCAAAUUUUGAUGUCAAGCUUGCCUCCGUUAUCACAAAAUUAAAGGGGCAUCUCACGAGGAGCAGAAAGAAAAUAGCUGAACUAGAAGAUUACAGGAGACGUCAGAAGGUCUUUCAAACUCCAACAGAAAUUGUAGAGGUUUUGAAGGUUCUGAUCUUCCACAAUGAAAUUCAGGACCCAAUGGUGUUUGAUGGCUUGAAUAGACAAAUGGUUAGCAUCGAAGUGUUCAGGAAGAAGAAUGUUUUAUUGUUCAUUUCAGGCCUCGACAGCAUCAGAGAUGAGAUCCGGCUCCUACAAUCUAUCUAUUUCGGAUUGCAAGAAGAUCCUCAAGACGUGAAAGGUUACAGGAAAGCUGAUUUUAAGAUUUUGUGGGUCCCCAUCGUGGAUGAGUGGAACCUUUUUCACAAGGCAGAAUUUGAUAAUCUGAAGCUUGAAAUGCCAUGGUAUGUGGUUGAGUACUUCUAUCCCUUAGCAGGAAUCAGAUUGAUAAGAGAGUACAUGAACUAUCAGAAUAAGCCUAUCAUCCCUGUGUUGAACCCUCGAGGAGAGGUGGUAAACUAUAAUGCAAUGCACAUGAUUUUCGUAUGGGGGAUCGAUGCCUUCCCUUUCAGGCCCACUGAUGAUGAGGUACUUACUCAGAAAUGGAAUUGGUUUUGGGCCGAAAUGAAGAAAGUGAAUCCAAAAUUACAAGACAUUAUUAAAGGGGAUACUUUCUUCUUCAUCUAUGGAGGCAAGGACAAUCAAUGGAUGCAAGAGUUCACGGUGGCAGUGGAGAAAUUCAAAAGGCACGAGUUUAUCAAGAAAGCAGAUGCCAUCAUAGAGCACUAUCCAUUUGGAAAAGAGGAUCACAGGAUCGUUCCUCGCUUCUGGAUUGGCAUAGAGAGCUUGUUCGCGAACAUGAUCUUGAAGAAGAAAAAAGAUCCCACGAUCGAAGAGAUAAAGAGCUUGCUCUGCCUCAAACAAGACCAACCAGGAUGGGUUCUUCUUAGUAAAGGUUCAAACGUGAAGCUUCUGGGUCGUGGUGACGAGAUGUUGGCAACUGCAGUGGAUUUUGAGCUAUGGAAAGAUAAAGUGUUGGAGAGAGCAGGGUUUGAUGUAGCUUUCAAAGAAUACUAUGAGCGCAAGCGGAGAGAUUUUCCAACACAGUGUGCGCAUAUGCAAUUGGCUAACUAUCCUUCGAAUAUUCUUGACCCGAUUAAUUGCCCAGAUCAAACAUGUGGGCGAUCUAUGGAGAUUGAAUCUGUUAGUUACAAAUGCUGCCAUGGUCACAGCCACAAAGCUGAAGUUCCUGCAGAGAGUGGUGUUGUUAAGAUUGAGAAAAAGUACUCUCCCUGAGUUUGGUUAACUUGGAGUUUGCCUGGAGUAACUAAAAUGUUUGGCAUUAGUUUGUGUGCACCGUUAUAUUUUUAUUUUUAUUUCGCGUGUCAGUUCAGUCAUGGCUUCUUGGGGUUGUUCAGAAUAAUGGCAUCAAACAUCUGUAAUCUGUUACAUGCUAUUGAGUUCAAUAAAUUAGAAAGAAACGAGUUCAA
Molecule: messenger RNA, 2361 nt
Organism: Lotus japonicus
Lineage: Eukaryota; Viridiplantae; Streptophyta; Magnoliopsida; Fabales; Fabaceae
Product: protein SIEVE ELEMENT OCCLUSION B-like
Exons: 7
Coding region: 59-2167 (702 amino acids)
Biological process (GO): phloem development
Source: RefSeq, a predicted model, not a curated record